AAUACCUUUUGAAGUUUUUUUUUUUUGAGAAAAAACACCUUUUGAAGUUUGAACUCACAAAUAGAGAUGUAUUUAAUUAAUUAACCUCAGAGUUAUAAGAACCUUUUUAAAGUUUUACCUGCGCAUGAACUCUGAUAGCAAAAGAAUGUCGAGCAACGAAGAGACUAUGGAGGACAUGAAUGAAGAUUCGUUUCAGAAGGUGAAGCAGAAGAUAGUGGACCGGUCUAAGAAAGUGGCUCAAACAAAAGAGUUGUUGUCGAAACAAGCGGUUCAGACGAAGGAGAUCCUCUCCAAACAGGCCGUUAAGAUCGCAAAACAAGCUGAGGAACACGAAAGGUUCAUUAACAAGGUGACACAUCUUUUGGGGGUGCUUGCUUUUGGCGCGUUUUGCUAUCUAUUGGGAGCGAGACCCCAAGAUAUUCCCUAUGUGUAUUGCUUAUUCUAUGUAAUUUUUGUUCCUCUCCGGUGGAUAUACUAUCGGUUCAUGAAAUGGCAUUACUAUCUUUUGGAUUUUUGCUACUAUGCAAAUACAAUCUUCUUGAUCGACCUUCUUUUGUAUCCAAGGAAUGAAAAGUUUUUUAUGGUUUGCUUCUCAUUUGCUGAGGGACCAUUAGCGUGGGCAUUAAUUGUUUGGCGCUGUAGCUUGGUUUUCAGUUCUGUUGACAAAAUUGUUAGUGUCCUUAUACAUCUUUUACCUGGUAUAGUUUUCUUCACCAUUCGAUGGUGGGACCCAGCAACCUUUGCAGCCAUGCACCCUGAAGGAACUUCUCAGAGAGCUUCUUGGCCAUAUGUGGAGGGUAACUCUUACCUUUGGACAUGGCUUUUUCUGGUUCCUUUAGUUGGUUAUACCCUAUGGCAGGCUCUCUAUUUUCUCAUUGUCAAUGUCCUACGUCGACAAAGGCUGUUAAGAGAUCCUGAAGUCAUGACUUCUUACAGGGAACUCUCAAAAAAGGCACAGAAAGCUAACAAUAUUUGGUGGCGCUUAAGUGGUUUGCUCGGGGAUGAAAAUCGCUUGCUCAUGUACAUUGUGUUCCAAGGCUUGUUUACUGUAGCAACCAUGGCACUUACAGUCCCCAUCUUCUUGUCAUAUAAAUUGCACGUGAUUUUCCAAAUACUGAAGGUUUCUGCUACUGUAUGGUAUGGUGGAAGCUUUCUGCUGGAGGUAAUGCCUAGGCAGGUGAUUCUUAAGGAGAAGAAGAAAUUGGAAAUGCACCCAAUAACUCAGCAAGAUCAAUCCUCCAGUGUGACGAAAAAUACCACAAUGAUGAAUAAUUCUACUGGGACAGGCCAGUCCUGAAAAUUAAGUGAUUUUGGUAGUAGUCACUAGUUAUAACAAAUUAGUCAUACUUUGUAGAAAGUUUAUAAAUAGCAUCGUGUUUCUUUAGCAGAUCAAUGCUAAUGAUUUGUUUGUUAAAGUUGGAUCUUGGGGUAUUGUGAAUAAUUUUAUUUGCUAUAUGCACCUCUGUAGAUUUUGAAAUUUUGUAGAAUUCAGAUUGGAAUCUGAUCAUGGCAGUGUUUCAA
Molecule: messenger RNA, 1521 nt
Organism: Quercus robur (English oak)
Lineage: Eukaryota; Viridiplantae; Streptophyta; Magnoliopsida; Fagales; Fagaceae
Product: glycerophosphocholine acyltransferase 1
Exons: 8
Coding region: 125-1297 (390 amino acids)
Biological process (GO): phosphatidylcholine biosynthetic process
Source: RefSeq, a predicted model, not a curated record